UCAUCAUUCGUAUGCUCGCGGGCUGAACGUUAAACAGUGUGCUGCCCUUACUGCUUCAAAUUCGGGAAAAAUGUGCAAUUAGCAAAUGUGUAGUUUUGGUGUCGGUUUUCGGUGUUAAAUCUGUUACCUAUCACUGAUCCCGAAUUCGUGUAUAGUUAGUGUAAUUAGGAGAGUAGUGUUUUGUGUCGUAAGUGUGUGGAAUCGUCGGUCCGAGGAUUGGAACGGAAAUCCACUAUGUUCCCUUUCUCCUCGCUGCAGGUCGAGUACAGCAACUUCCACCGUUCGUCGCAAAUCAUGUCCAACGCGCUGAGCAUGACCAACUCGGGCUUCCCGCACUCCUGGAUCGUGUCCGGGCAGGACUUCUGCCCGAUCACGUAUUCCUCGAUCCAGUCGCACAAUUCGGCCGUCUCCAGCAAUCUGGCGACGGUCGAACCCGGCCUGAUCGAGCUGCGUAAGGAGAAAUCCCGGGAUGCGGCUCGAUCCCGGCGGGGUAAGGAAAAUUAUGAGUUCUACGAGUUGGCGAAAAUGUUACCCCUACCGGCGGCCAUCACCAGUCAGCUGGAUAAGGCUUCCAUUAUCCGGUUGACGAUCAGUUACCUUAAGCUGAAGGAGUUCAGUGAAAGUGGAGUACCUCCGUGGAGCAAGGAACCGAUUGGGUUUCAGAACUAUUCCACUCCGCAGUACAGUUACAACGAGAUGUUCGAAACGCACCUCGGAACGCACAUUCUACAGUCGCUGGAUGGAUUCGCACUGUCCACGAGCGUGGAUGGCCGGUUUCUGUACAUCUCGGAAACCGUCUCCAUCUAUCUCGGACUUUCGCAGGUGGAGAUGACGGGUAGCAGUAUCUUCGAUUACAUCCACAAGAGCGAUCAUGCCGAAAUGGAAAACCAGUUGGGGAUCAAGAAAAAUUCGGAGUAUUCGUACAGUUCCUAUUCGGACGAUCCGCCGGAGAAAACCGUUCUUAAGAUGGCGAAAGAAAGUAAACCACUUCCGGGGGAAACCUACGAGGGUGAAGAUCGAGCUUUCUGCAUCCGGAUGAAGUCUACGCUGACGAAACGGGGUUGUCACUUUAAGUCGUCCGGUUAUCGAGUAAUUCUGCUACUUUGUCACCAGCGGAAGCGGAACAACUCGACGGAUGAUCACAGUGAUAAGCAAACCGCGAUCGGGAUGGUAGGGAUUGGAAUAGCACUUCCGCCACCUUCGCUGCACGAGAUAAAGUUGGAGUCGGACAUGUUCGUGUUCCGGACCAGUCUCGAUCUGACGAUCAUUCACUGCGAGAACAGAAUCUCCAGCUUCCUGGACUACACGGCCGAUGAGCUGAAUGGAAAGAGUGUCUACCUGCUGUGUCACGGGCAGGAUGCGCACAAGUUGAAAAAAAGUCACAGCGAAUUGAUUCAAAAGGGCCAAGUCCUAACCCCCUUCUACCGCAUCCUAAACAAAAACUCCGGUUACUUCUGGAUUCAAACCUGCUGCACGAUGGUCUGCCAGACGAAGAACAUGAGCGAUCAGACGGUGAUCUGCGUCAACUACAUCAUCACCCGACCGGAGAAGGAGAACCUAAUCAUGGACAUUUCGCAGAUGCCGAACAUUGGCCUGACCGAUUACCACAGUGCAGGGAAAAGUAGUGUAACUAAGAGGAUUCCUUCGGCGGCAGCAGUUGCCGCGAUGGAAUACGAACUGGACGUAAAGGCGGCGGAAAUGGGCGGUGGGGCUCAUCCAGAGGGAGCUGCGUACAUCGAUUCCCAUUCGCACGGUGAUCAUAAGGACCUGCUGGACAAGUCACCCCAUCGAGCACUGGGGAUGGGGAUGUUCGAUGGGAAGAAGGAUUCGUUGGAGUACAAAGAUAAGCUUCUGGAGCGGGAGAAGGGGUGCAGCAAUAGCAAGCAACAGCGACUGAAGGCCGGUAGUCCGAUCCUGAGCGUUUCGGCUAACGAAAACCAAGGCAGUAUGGAGAAGAAGACUUCCAACGGCAAGAAGAGCAUCUCUAAUCGGGCCAGCGUGAUUCGGGUGCUGAACAAGACUUCGUCGAAGAAGAUUCUUCAGGAGAACCACUAAACCCUAGUAUAUGUAUAAUUGUUGUAGGUUAACUCUUAGAAUCGCCAUUUUCCUUCCAUCCCCAAACUCACUGUUUCCCCUCAUUAUGCACUGCUAGACAGUAAGAUAAAAAAACGUAUUUAUUGCUUUAACCGACAUCUUAGGAAGAAUACUCACUCACUCUCUUACUGUAUCGAUUGAAUCAUAACUUGAUUCUGUGUAGGAUUAGUGCAUGAAACACAUGCACAUAACCAAUGUAUUGUUAUUCGCAGCCGUACUUUAAAAGGUAACCAGUGUCAGUAUUGUAUAUUCAAACAGGAGUAACUGAAUAGUGUUUAUGGCUAUUGAAGACUAGUAAAGCAAAUCAAGUAGAUUGUAAGAAAAGUAUUAUGUUUUUGGUAUUAUUAAAAUACUCCAAU
Messenger RNA from Topomyia yanbarensis, 2453 nucleotides. It is a transcript of the gene trh, whose product is annotated as protein trachealess. The record is from RefSeq and is a predicted model, not a curated record. Gene Ontology annotation, biological process: regulation of transcription by RNA polymerase II. Lineage: Eukaryota; Metazoa; Arthropoda; Insecta; Diptera; Culicidae. Bases 235 to 2055 code for a protein of 606 amino acids. The transcript is spliced from 5 exons. Gene Ontology annotation, molecular function: protein dimerization activity; RNA polymerase II transcription regulatory region sequence-specific DNA binding; DNA-binding transcription factor activity, RNA polymerase II-specific.